Molecule: messenger RNA, 2640 nt
Organism: Centropristis striata (black sea bass)
Lineage: Eukaryota; Metazoa; Chordata; Actinopteri; Perciformes; Serranidae
Product: GTPase IMAP family member 7-like
Exons: 4
Coding region: 78-1019 (313 amino acids)
Molecular function (GO): GTP binding
Source: RefSeq, a predicted model, not a curated record
CAUUUUGUAGACCGGAAACACAUUGUUCUGUAGCUGGUGGUGGUGGUGUUUCAUAACAAGGUCCGACAGCAGCUGUGAUGGCGGAGCCUUCACCCCGCAAACCAGAACUAAAAAGAAGAGACAGUAAGGAGCAUCCUCCAGACCUGAGGCUGGUUCUUGUUGGGAAGACUGGAGCGGGGAAGAGCUCCAGUGGGAACACCAUACUGGGAAGAGACGCCUUCAGUGCAACUGUCAGUCAGUCCUCAGUGACCAGGCAGUGCUGUAAGCAGACAGGUGAGGUGUUCGACAGGAAGGUGACCCUCGUCGACACUCCUGGUCUCUUUGACACGUCGUUAUCUGAGCACGUCGUGAAGAGAGAGAUCGCCAAAUGCAUCAACAUGUCGGCCCCGGGGCCCCACGCCAUCCUGCUGGUCAUCAAGGUGGGGCGUUUCACCAAUGAGGAACAAGACGCCAUCAAGCAGGUGGAGGAGAUCUUUUGGGAAGAUGCCUGGAAGCACACCAUCGUCCUCUUCACUCAGGAUGAUCAAAGUGGACCAGACAUGGAACGACAGCUGGAGGAGGCUGGACCUGAGCUGCAGCAGGUCCUGACGAAGGCUGGAAAUAGAUACCACGUCUUAAACAACUACAAGACCAACGAUCGAGGACAGGUCCUGGACCUGCUGGAGAAGGUGCAGGACCUGGUUGGUGCCAACGGAGGAGAGUUUUACUCCAACGACACCUACCAAAAGGUGGUGAAGAUGCUGGAUCAGAGAGAGGCCAAGCUCAAAGAGUUCUACGACAAGAAACUGGAGGAAGAAAUCAAGUCUGUGCAGUCAAAGUACGAGAAGAAGCUGAGUGAAGCUCAACAGGAGCGUCAACAGGUGGAGGAGAGACUGCAGUCUGAGCUGAAGGAGGUGAAGCGCUACUAUCGAGUUUUAGAGAGCGGAGUCCGUCUCGUUGUGGAGCAGACGAUCCCCACCGACUCCAUGGAGGAUAUUGUCAAGUUUCAUCAAACCCUGAAACUGAAGUUCUCCUCUUAAAGCUUGCUGUUCCCUCGAUGGAUGUUUGUUGAUUUAUAAUUGUUAUAUAAUUGUUGAGACUUUUUGAAAGUAAAGAAAAGUAAAGUGCUAAUUUACUACAAAACAUAUAUAACAUUUUCAUAGUUAAACGUUAAAAACACAGCGAGCUAUGUGUGAAAUGUUUUAUACGUACAUGAGGAUAUUUGUUUGGUUUUAUAAGAAAUAACUCAAGUGCCACAGUUCAGAAAUUAGAGGUUUGGCCCAAUCACAAAGAACAUUGAUGAGGUGGCAGCUGGUGAUCAUAAACUUCAUGAUCAGGCAGUCAAAAAGAAGGCUGGUGUCAUUGAAGCAAGUAAGGGGCAUUAAAACUCUACUGAAUAGGGUCACACAAACCUCACCUGGAGACGCGACUCACCUUCAGUUUGUCUUCCUCUCACACAUGUUGUUCAUUAUUGAAUGAUUAUUUUUUAGGAAAAAUAAUAAACCUGUAGAGAAAAGUUUGGAGUUUACUAUUUUCUUUCUGCAACGAGUUAAAGUUUCUGCAACUUCACAUCUAAAGUCUGCUUUUACUGAAACAUCACCACUUCAUGUGAUUUACAACAAAACUCAUUUGGAUAUUUCAUUCAUUUUCUUUAGUUUUCUCUCAGUCUAUUAUAAUAAAAAGGAAUCCUGAAAAUAAUCAGAACUUCUCUAAAAUCAACCAGACAACUUGUAUGAAGAAACUGAACUAUAAACUCCAGUUAAACCAGUAAAACCAGAGCAUAAUCACAUCUAAAUAACAAUAAGUCUGUUUCUGCUUUGUUUUAGUGCAAAGAAGUACAAGAACAUUAGGAAAAUAUUUACGUUCAGUUAAUAUACACCACCAGGCAAAUACACAACUUCUAAUUCAGUGGUUAGUCUUUAUUUUUAUUAUAUUUUCUAUAAUGUAGAUUAAUCAUUAAAAAAAUCUGAAGUCUGAUGGGACACAUAUGAAAUUAUAAAGUAAACAACAAACCAGAAUAUGUUUUAUAUUUUUUAUUACUAAAGGGCCACAGGUAUUUGGAACUGAAGAAUAUAGUACUGCACUUUAAGAUUAGUGUAAGAUAAUGUGUCUUUAUGCAUUAUUUAACUUUUAAAACGGUCCUGAUCAUCCUGAUGUAGAUUAAUGUUCUGUUAAAGAAUGUUGUGAAUACUUUGAAGAUGUAUUAAAAUAUCAGACAUAUAACAGUUUAAAAUGCAUCAAACAUGUUUUGACAAACACACAGAAAUCUGACCAACAGUCUCAGUCUCUGUACAGGAAACUCCUGCUUGAUUAAGAUCAGAGCAGCUCUGAGUUAGGAAAUCCCACUGCAGCAUUUGGAACAAUAACAGGAAAUCAAGAGACCUGACACACCAACAUUAGGAAUAUAGUAACAGAAAUAUGAAAACUGGGGACUCGCUGUUUGAACCAAGGACCUGUUUGUGUAUCUUGAGUAUUGUAUCUGUUUUGUGAUAAAUGUCAAUAAAUCCAUAGGGCUGUCUUUCUAGAAACUCUUGUCGUCUUUUAAGAUUUUCCACUAGAAGAAACGUCUAUCUUUCCUCCAGGUCGAGUCUGACGGGUCAGCUGUGCAGCUUCAUGAACACAGGCAGCAUAAUGUGGGAAGAUAAACCUUCUAAAAGUCAC